Molecule: messenger RNA, 5948 nt
Organism: Gadus morhua (Atlantic cod)
Lineage: Eukaryota; Metazoa; Chordata; Actinopteri; Gadiformes; Gadidae
Gene: slc6a8
Product: solute carrier family 6 member 8
Exons: 13
Coding region: 454-2481 (675 amino acids)
Biological process (GO): nitrogen compound transport; amino acid transport; sodium ion transmembrane transport
Cellular component (GO): plasma membrane
Molecular function (GO): gamma-aminobutyric acid:sodium:chloride symporter activity
Source: RefSeq, a predicted model, not a curated record
CGCGCUGCGCCUCAGUGAAGGACGGACCGCAACCCGAGCACACCCCCCUCUCAGAGCCCAGUAUCAGGCCUUCUGUCUAAACAGAACCGGAACACUAACCGCGCUGAAUGUGACUUCGCGCACAAGCAGGCAGCUCGCGACCCGGUCCGGUCAAACCGUUCGACCGACGGCUCCUCUUGACUGACGCGCUCCACAUGCGAUUCUUCAGACUGUCCUUCAAGUGUUUCGUGGACUGCUUCUGACGUCCUUCUGACGUCCCGCUUCCGUCGCACACUUCAACCGCGCGCUCGUUUGCUAAAUAUCUGAAACCUUGUUUAAAAAAAAAACCGUCGACGACCUUCCGCUGCUCAGCCGCGCGCCGAGGAGCCGCGCGCCGAGGGACGGAGCGGGGGCCAAGAGCCGAGUGCAGAGACCGGGUCGUGGAGGAGCCGAGAGAACCGCGGCUCAGACACCAUGCAGGGCUCCGGAGAGAGAGAGAGCGGCCCCGGGCUGCAGGAGGAGAAGAGGGGGCAUCUCAUCCCUAACGGACACCGCGCCUCCGCGGGGGGGCUGAACGGCAGCCUGCCGCCCGCCGCGGACGACAAGGAGAAGGGGGGCUACCCGCCGGAGCUGGGGGGCUACCCGGAGCUGGGGGGCUACCCGGACUCGGUGGGCUACCCGGACCCGGGGGUUUACCCGCCAGAGCGGGUGGUGCCCGCUUACCAGGAGCGCGAGACGUGGACGCGGCAGAUGGACUUCAUCAUGUCGUGCGUGGGCUUCGCUGUGGGCCUGGGCAACGUGUGGCGCUUCCCGUACCUGUGCUACAAGAACGGCGGAGGGGUGUUCCUGAUACCAUACCUGCUGAUCGUGUUGGUGGGGGGGAUUCCAAUCUUCUUCCUGGAGAUCGCAUUGGGACAGUUCAUGAAGGCAGGCAGCAUCAACGUGUGGAACAUCGCCCCCCUCUUCAAAGGUCUGGGCUAUGCCUCCAUGGUGAUUGUAUUUUUCUGUAACACCUACUACAUCAUGGUGCUGGCCUGGGGCUUCUACUACUUCAUCAAGUCCUUUAACUCUGUCCUGCCCUGGUCCACCUGUGAUAACGAGUGGAACACGCCUAGCUGCAUUGAGUUCUUCCGCCACCCCAACUGUGAGAACGGCAGCCUGGCCAACGCCACCGCCGCCCCCAACCUCACCUGCCUGCAGCUGGCCGAAGGACACUCACCCAUCGUAGAGUUCUGGGAGAACAAGGUCCUGGGUAUCUCUGAAGGACUAGACCACCCUGGUCGGAUGAACUGGGAGAUGCUCCUGUGUCUGGUGGCCGUCUGGAUCCUCGUCUAUUUCUGUGUCUGGAAGGGAGUCAAGUCUACUGGCAAGAUCGUGUACUUCACCGCCACCUUCCCCUACGUGGUCCUGGUGAUCCUGUUUAUCCGCGGGGUCACGCUCCCCGGAGCGUACGACGGCAUCAUGUACUACAUCAAGCCUGACUGGAGCAAGCUGGGAGAGGCUCAGGUAUGGAUUGAUGCAGGUACUCAGAUAUUCUUCUCCUACGCCAUCGGCCUGGGAGCUCUGACCGCACUGGGCAGCUACAACCGCUUCAACAACGACUGCUACAGAGACGCCUUCAUGCUGGCCCUGAUCAACAGUGGCACCAGCUUCUUCGCCGGUUUUGUGGUUUUCUCCAUCCUCGGCUUCAUGGCUGCGGAGCAGGGGGUCCACAUCUCCCAGGUGGCCGAGUCAGGGCCUGGUCUGGCCUUCAUAGCAUACCCCAAGGCCGUGAGUUUGAUGCCAGUGGCGCCGGUCUGGGCAGCGCUGUUCUUCUUCAUGCUGCUGCUACUGGGACUGGACAGCCAGUUCGUGGGGGUGGAGGGCUUUGUCACCGGGAUGCUGGACUUGUAUCCAGGGCGAUCCUACCAUCGCUAUAAGAGAGAAAUCGCCGUGGCAAUCUGCUGCUUCCUCUGCUUCAUCAUCGACCUUUCAAUGAUAACCCAGGGAGGGAUGUAUGUGUUCCAGUUGUUUGACUACUACUCAGCCAGCGGCAUGACCCUACUGUGGCAGGCCUUCUGGGAGUGUAUCGUAGUGUCCUGGGUGUAUGGGGCGGACCGCUUCAUGGACGACGUGGCUCGUAUGAUUGGCUACCGGCCCUUCCCCUGGAUGAAGUGGUGCUGGAGCUUCAUCACACCCUGCGUAUGCAUGGGUAUCUUCCUGUUCCACCUGGUGAACUACAAGCCCCUGACCUACAACAACGUGUACGUGUACCCCUGGUGGGGCGAGGUGAUCGGCUGGUGUCUGGCCCUCUCCUCCAUGCUCUGCAUCCCUGUCAGCGUGCUCUACAAGCUGUUCAGAGCCAAGGGCUCCUUCAAACAGCGUUGGGCCCACCUGACUACGCCGGUGUGGGGGCCCCACCACAUGGAGUACAUGGCCCCUGACGCCCACAGCCGGGCCCCGGCCCUGCCCCCCUGCAACGCAGACCACAACAAGGUGAUCAUCUUCGAGAGUGUCAUGUAGGCCACGCCCACCACCAACAGCCCCCCGCCGGGCACUCAGCCCCCCCCCCCCACCUUCAACAAAACCCUGAAGAAACAGGGUGGAGGCUCAUGGUGGAGGAGGGACGCGGGGCCCAGGGUGGAGGAGGGACGCUGGGCCCAGGGUGGGGGGGGGGGCCGGACGCCAUCUUGGUCUCUUCAGUGUUUUUAAGUCUCCAUGUCUUCCUCGUUACUAUUGGCUGUUUGGGAAUCACAUAGCCAAUGAGGUCCUUUUAGGACAGAGUCAUAGACACGCCCCCCCCACCCUCCCCAAGAGCUCAUCACAAAUACAGUGCCAUGCACAAAAGGUACUGAGGCACUCUAGGACAUCUACCGUACCCAAACUAUAACCCGAUAUUACACCUGGUCUGACCUCUGACCAGAUCCCAAAUUAUGUCUACUACCUCUAACCAUAACAAACCCUAGUCUGACCUCCACCUGACCUCCAACCUGACUCCUAGUGCCCUCUGUAAACCUCUUCCCUCUAAUGACCUCUAACCCUUGACCCGACCUCCAAGGUCAGAGUGCCAUACGGAGUGUUUAAACCCCCUAGGGGCCCGGCUGCCAUUUCAUCAUCAACCUCUGGAGAGAGGGGGAGAGGGGGAGAGGGGGACAGAGAGAGAUGGAGUGUGAGAGAGGGAGAGUGAGAUCGAAGAAAUUACAGUACUAGCCAAUCCAUGCCUUAUGUUGUUGUCUUAACUCUAGCGCCCUGUCAGUCACAUGACCGGUCAGUCACAUGACUAGCCAAACCCUCGGCCCUCUGUCUACGGCCAAAUCAAGCCUCGCUUCCAGGGGGCGUGUCUACAACUCUGUCACCUAGCAACCACUAGAUACCAUCAGUGAUAACCCUGUACGUCAGAUAGAUUAAAUAACAACCAGUAUUUGCACAUUGUUGUAAAAUACUACUGUUGGCACUUUUAAAAAAAAAAAAAUGUUUGAAAUAACAGCUUAUGUUUUACAUCAGAGAUUAGAUCAGAGAUUUAUUUUGUGAAGGCUUUUAUUUUGCUGAUACAUUAUAUACUGUAUAUUCUGUGUAAUAUAUUUGAUGCAGUAUUUGUGAUAAAGAUGUUUUCAGAUCACGUUGAGCUAACAGCAGGAGUAGGGCUGCUGGCGAUGCGUUUACUUAGCGAUGCGUUUAACCAGCGUUUAGCUAGCGAUCUGUUAAGCUAGCACUAAGCUAGCGAUCAGUUUAGCUAAGGUUUCGCUAGCGAUCUGUUUAGCUAGCAUUUCGCUAGCGAUCCGUUUAGCGAUGCUAAACGGUAGCGAAACCCAAAGCAGCUCAUUUUUAAAUAUGACAAAUGCAAAGCUCUAGGCUGCAUCAUGUAAAAUAAAGCUUUUCUAAUUUAAGAUAACAAUGUAUAGCAGUAUAGUAUAGAAUAUAAUAGUAUAGUUAAGUAUUUUAGUCGGCAGCUAGCCAACAUAGAUGCCAGAAGGCAGCCUCAAUAAUUGAUCCAUUUUAUUAUUGAUUAAUAUUGUUUCUAUCAUGCAAAAAUAGUUUAUCGUUCAUUAACCUAGUUGCACGAUAUCUCCUUCUGACAACCAACAGUUCAGGAGGAUUUAAGAUUAGCUCGAAUCAUACCGCUGACCUGAUCAAGAACAUUGUUUGCAUCUUUGCACUGCCAUGGGUUCCCUGUUAGCAUGUUGCCACUUGUUAGCAUGGCAGCACCUGUUAGCAUGUUAGCCAUGCAGGGAUGGCGAGGAAAGGGAAUAUUUUGUAUUUUUUUUAGGGUGAUAAAUGAUCAAAGUGCUCAAAGGGAAAGUUUUUACGUUUACAUUGUCAGCGUUUUUAUUUUUCCUAGUAGUUGAUUUCCCCAGCAGCACAACUACCUUCCCCCCCCCCCCCCCCCCCCCAUCACCCCCAUCCCCUACGGUAUCUGUAAUGAUAACAUCUAGAAGUAACAACACUUACAUGUAGUAGUCAAAACAUGUAGUACUUAUUACAUGUAGUAUUGUUGACAUGAACUACUAAUGUAGUAUUCAUAACAUGUAGUACUAAUUACAUGUAGUAUUAAUAACAUCGAGUACUUAAAACAUGUAGUACUAAUUACAUAUAGUACUUAAUAACAUGUAGUACUAAUUACAUGUUGUACCAUUAGAUACAUGUAGUACUAAAUUACAUGUACUACAUUACAUGUAGUACUCUUAAUAACAUGUAGUAAGAAUUAUUUAGUACUAAUGUAGUACUAGUUCAAUGUCUGCUCAUCAUUCUUCACACAAUCACAAAGACUUGAAAGGAAGCAGAUCUGUAUAAUAGUGAGGGUUGCCGAAAUGGUCGCUGUGUGAGAUGAACUCAUGCCGCAGACCGGAUUGAUAUAGACCUAGUUAGCCUGCAGGUGUACUGCUAACUACCUAGUACUACUUCUUAUGACUACAUGAACUGAUCUGCCAAAACUUGAUAUGUACUAUGAACUGGAAGGGAGUUCUUUACAAAUAAACCAGCAUACUGUAAACGGUACAGUACUGUAAACGUGACUCUACUGUCUGCUGUACACAGGGUACAGUACUGUAAACGUGAUUACUGUACACAGGGUACAGUACUGUAAACGUGACACUCUACUGUAUGCUGUAGACGGGGUAGAGUAGAUCCACAUGUAGAAUAGAGGUCUGCCAACGGCUUGAAUGUAUUUCAUCACCUUUGUUUUUAGUGGAAAUGGAGGGAAAAUGUGUAAACAAAUGCUGUAAAGUCCUGUUUAUCAGAUCUCUUUAAUGGCUAUGCAACACUAGCGCCUUGUCUGGUUUGGUGAGUGGGCGGGGAAAGAAACGGUUGUCCUUUCCCUGAUUGGUCGCGGACUGGCCUGAUCUACAUCAGAGGAAGACUGAAAUAAAGUGUUCAACGAGUACAACUAUAGAGCCACUUGUACUUCACAAUAAUCAUUUAUAUAUAGAAUAGGUGUAUGUAUAUAUCUAGAUCCUAUAUACUCUAUAGAUGUAUAUUGUAUAAAUUGAUUAUGGUAUAUAGGAUCUAUUAUAUAUUAUACAGAUAUAGGAUUAAUUAUGCCAUAAUAGGUACGAGUAUAAAUAUAUAAAUAAAGCUAACUUGUUAGCAUCAGCUCAUUAAUCUGCACGCUGUACCAAACCAGGCCUCAAGUUGUCUAAACAAACAAAGUUAGCCUUGCACUGUCUCCCUUCCAAACUGUGUUUAUGUGUUUUCCUGACUGCAGAUCAUCAGUUAGCCAAGUUGAUAUUUAACAUCUCACUCCAUGCGAGAAGAUUACUGGCUAGGCUAGGCUAGCAGCAAGCUAAUGGUUGGUUUGAAUGAACCAGUGUUAGCAGGAAGCUAAAGGGCUAACUGGUGGUUUGAUUUAAUUGAUUUAAUGGAGUGUUGGUCCCCCUGUAAUGACGAGAUGUAAUGUCAGGGUUUCAUGCUAACCAUGCUAGCCAUGCUAGCCCACUGUGAUCCCUGGCCAGUCCACUGACUAAACUACGGCAAUAAAACUCACUUGAUGACUA